Neofelis nebulosa (Clouded leopard) is the source of this 4029-nucleotide messenger RNA. RefSeq lists its product as uncharacterized. Gene Ontology annotation, molecular function: RNA-DNA hybrid ribonuclease activity; nucleic acid binding; aspartic-type endopeptidase activity. Lineage: Eukaryota; Metazoa; Chordata; Mammalia; Carnivora; Felidae. Gene Ontology annotation, biological process: proteolysis; DNA integration. The record is from RefSeq and is a predicted model, not a curated record.
GGUUCGGACCCUCUCCCCGAACCCAGGGUAACUCUUAAAGUGGAGGGGACCCCUGUUGUCUUCCUUGUCGACACCGGAGCACAACAUUCGGUCCUCCGCACCCCACAAGGAAAACUAGCCAGCAAGAAGUCCUGGGUACAAGGGGCAACUGGUAUGAGCCAGUAUUCAUGGACUACCCGAAGAACAGUAGAUUUGGGAAUGGGCCGGGUAUCCCACUCCUUUAUGGUAAUACCAGAAUGCCCCUACCCGCUGUUAGGACGGGACUUACUGACCAAGAUUGGAGCUCAGAUAACUUUCAGACAAGGGGGGCCUCAGGUCACCGAUGGCAAGGGCCACCCCAUCCAGGUACUAACCAUGAAACUGGAGGAUGAAUACCUCCUCCACCAGGAGGCACUCCCGAGAGAGGAUAAUAUAGACAGAUGGCUACAAGAAUUCCCCUCGGUUUGGGCAGAGACUGGGGGGGGGGGAAUGGGACUAGCCGCUCAUAGGACCCCAGUCCUGGUAGAGCUCAAGCCAGGAGAGAGUCCGGUAAGGAUCAAACAAUACCCCAUGUCUCAGGAGGCCCGGAAGGGGAUCCAGCCACACAUCCGGAGACUACGAAGCCUAGGGGUACUAGUUCCUUGCCAGUCUGCCUGGAACACCCCCUUACUGCCGGUCAAAAAGCCUCACACAAAUGACUAUCAACCGGUACAAGACCUCCGGGAAGUAAAUAAGAGGGUCGCGGACAUACACCCAACUGUUCACAACCCAUAUAUUCUCUUGAGCUCCUUGGCGCCCUCCAGGGUCUGGUAUACUGUACUAGAUUUAAAGGACGCCUUCUUCAGUCUGCCGCUGGCACCCCAAGGCCAACCCCUGUUCGCCUUCGAGUGGCAUGAUCCGGAGGAGGGCUACAGCGGGCAACUCACCUGGACACGGCUACCUCAGGGAUUCAAAAAUUCACCCACCAUCUUCGACGAGGCACUACACGAGGACCUGGGUGAGUACAGAAGGGAGCACCAUGGCCUCACCCUCCUACAGUACGUAGAUGACAUCCUGAUUGCUGCCGACACGGCCAAAGACUGUGAGCGAGGGACCCAGUACCUGCUGGCUACCCUGGGGGCUUUAGGGUACCGGGCAUCCGCGAAGAAGGCUCAGAUAUGCAGGGAGAGGGUAAGUUACCUGGGAUAUAUCCUGGAGGGUGGACAGCGGUGGUUAUCAGAUGCCAGAAAAGAAACUGUCCUAAAGAUCCCUACUCCCACCUCCCGAAGAGAAGUGAGGGAAUUCCUAGGAUCAGCCGGCUACUGCCGCCUCUGGGUUCCAGGUUUUGCUGAGAUCGCCAGGCCCCUAUAUGAAGCUACCGAAGAGGGGAAAACAUUUAAAUGGACUGAAAAAGAAGAAAUUGCCUUUAAUCGGUUAAAAAAGGCCCUCCUAAGUGCCCCAGCCCUGGGCCUACCAGACAUUACGAAACCCUUCCACCUCUUUGUAGACGAACAUAAGGGAAUAGCAAAAGGGGUUCUAACUCAAGCCUUAGGCCCCUGGAACCGCCCAGUGGCUUACCUGUCUAAGAAACUAGACCCAGUGGCUGCUGGCUGGCCGCCAUGCCUAAGAAUUAUUGCGGCGACAGCACUCCUAGUCAAGGAUGCAGACAAACUGACCCUAGGACAGGAGAUCUGGAUCACGACCCCACACGCCAUUGAAGGGGUCCUGAAACAGCCUCCGGAUAGAUGGAUGAGCAAUACACGUAUGACUCAUUACCAGAGCCUCCUACUCAACCCUCCACGAGUGUGGUUCCACCCCAGUGCAGCCCUCAAUCCUGCAACCCUGCUGCCCGACCCUGACCUAGGUGCUCCACUACAUGACUGUGCGGGAAUUCUGGAACAAGUACAUGGAUUCCGGAUGGACCUGACCGACCAGCCCCUCCCCGAUGCCGAGGCUACUUGGUUCACUGAUGGCAGCAGCUUUGUGCGAGAUGGACACAGGUAUGCGGGUGCAGCGGUGGUCACCGAAACGGACACCGUAUGGGCGGAGGCUCUACCCUCCGGAACGUCAGCCCAGCGAGCAGAGCUCAUAGCCCUCACCAAGGCGAUGAUGCUGGGAGCUGGAAAACGGCUUAACAUCUACACAGACAGCCGUUAUGCAUUUGCCACAGCUCAUAUUCAUGGGGCAAUUUAUCAGGAGAGGGGGUUACUGACGGCAGAAGGACGGACUAUAAAAAAUAAGCAGGAGAUACUUAACCUGCUUACGGCCUUAUGGCUUCCUGCCAAGCUAGUCAUUAUCCACUGCCAAGGGCACCAAAAAGCUGAUAACCCAGUAGCUAGAGGUAAUUGAAAGGCUGACCAGGCAGCCAAGGCAGUAGCCCUUACUCCAAUCCCCACCAUGACCAUACAACUACCGGACCCGGGAGACCCAAUAAAGGGAUGGUGGUAUACACCUAACAAGGAGCUCGUGCUGCCAGACCGGCUCGGAGUCUCAAUAUUAGAGCACAUGCAUCGGUCUACUCACAUGGGGGCCUGAAAAUUAAAAGACUUAAUCCGACAUGCCGGAAUCAAGAUUCACCAACAGGACACCAAAAUAGAGCAAGUUGUAUCUGCCUGCAAGACCUGCCAACUCACCAACGUGAGAGCCACAUCAAAUAAAAAAGGAACCAGGCUCAGAGGCACCAGACCGGGAGCCCAAUGGGAAGUCGACUUCACUGAAGUCAAACCAGGAAAGUAUGGUUAUAAAUAUCUUUUAGUAUUUACAGACACCUUCUCUGGCUGGGUGGAGGCAUACCCAACCAAGCAUGAAACGGCUCAGAUGGUGGCAAAGAAGCUACUAGAAGACAUCUUACCCAGGUAUGGUUUUCCUGCCAUGGUAGGAUCAGACAAUGGACCAGCUUUUAUCUCGCAGGUAACACAUGCAGUAGCCAAGGCGGUGGGGGCAAACUGGAAAUUACAUUGUGCUUAUAGGCCCCAGAGUUCAGGACAGGUAGAAAGAAUGAAUAGAACCCUAAAAGAGACCCUUACCAAAUUAACCAUGGAGACUGGCGGGGACUGGGUGACUCUCCUACCGUACACCCUUUACCGGGUUAGAAACACUCCUUACACUCUGGGUUUUACUCCCUACGAGAUCAUGUUUGGCAGGCCACCCCCUGUUAUUCCCAGCCUUCGAGCUGAACUUCUUGCAGAGUUUAAAGAUCAAGAACUUUCUCUUUCCUUGAGAGGGCUCCAGAGGGCGCAUGAGGACAUUUGGCCGCGCCUCCGUGCCAUCUACGAGGCUGGCCCGACCCCGACACCUCAUCAGUACAAGCCGGGAGACUGGGUCUAUGUCAAGAGGCACCACCGAGAGACUCUCGAGCCGCACUGGAAGGGACCCUACAUUGUAGUGCUGACAACCCCCACCGCUCUCAAAGUAGACGGCAUCGCGACCUGGGUCCAUCACACCCACGUUCGGCCAGCGGACCCCUCCUCGAUCCGGAAGGACUUCGUCACGCGAUGGGCCAUCAGUCGGGACCAACACAACCCGCUCAAGCUCAAGCUACAGCGCAUUCGACCCACCUAAUAUUGGUAACUCUGUUAACUCUGCUUGUCAUUGCUCAUGCUGCCGGGAGUCCCCACGCCCCCCAAAACAUCACCUGGCAGAUCAUAGAUACCAGCUCAGGGACAAUACUUAAUUAGACCUCCCAGAGCCACCCCAGGGACACAUGCUUCCCAGAACUUAGCAUAAACCUUCAAACUCUGUUCCCCUUGUCACCAUAAAUGCCCCCGGUCCCAUGAUUGGGUCCGUAAGUUACAUGACAAGGGGGGAAUGAAAGGGCGGGCCUAGGCCGGCCGACUCCAUCUUGUUCUGUGUUCUCCACCUUGAGUGCCUAUGUCCCCGACAUGACCCCUUUUCUGGGAAAAUCACAGAAACCUCAGACCGCGCCUCCUCCCCUUGAGUAACCUCCCGCUCACCCGUUCAAACUUCCUGAUCAAAACACGCCCAGCGACCUGCAUAACAGGACUCCGACCCUUCCCCAGCCAAUCGGCUGAGGCCACAGCCAUUACCUCACCAACUGCCCCUAGAGCCCUA